Ictalurus punctatus (channel catfish) is the source of this 781-nucleotide messenger RNA. Its product is annotated as C-C motif chemokine 3. Gene Ontology annotation, cellular component: extracellular region. NCBI's taxonomy places the organism in Eukaryota, Metazoa, Chordata, Actinopteri, Siluriformes, Ictaluridae. The record is from RefSeq and is a predicted model, not a curated record. Bases 116 to 415 code for a protein of 99 amino acids. The transcript is spliced from 3 exons. Gene Ontology annotation, molecular function: chemokine activity; CCR chemokine receptor binding. Gene Ontology annotation, biological process: immune response; positive regulation of ERK1 and ERK2 cascade; G protein-coupled receptor signaling pathway.
CUGACUCUCUAAUGGAGCAUAAGACAGUGAGAUCUCCUCAAGUACUCAUCUUCUUUAAUCUGUCCAUCAGUCCUUUGGGUUAGAUUCAGCCAAAGAUCUCGAACAAGGAAGCAAGAUGUCGGCCUGCCGUUUGAUCCUCCUGUCCGCCGUGGUGGUGCUGCUGAGUGCAGUCACAUUCACUGAAGGGAUGCGUUUCACGGGCACCAAAAACGUCUGCUGCUACUCCUUCCACCCACGUCCACUGAAGGCCAUCAUGGUGACCAGCUACAGCCAGACCAGCCCGCAGUGCACAAAACAGGCCGUACUGUUCAGAACCAGGAAGGGAAAGGAUGUGUGUGCCAAACCCACUGACGCCUGGGUGAAGGAGCUCAUCAAGGUUUUGGACAUCAAGUCAGGAAACCAGGGAUCCAUAUAAUCCUGUUGACCCUGUUGAUUGUCAUCGUUAUCAUCAUGAUCAAAUUCUAUGAUGGGUUUCGAGCAGAUUUGCACAAACUCUAAUGAUGUACAAAUCUCUGAAAUGCCACUAACAAUUCACCACAUAAAAGCUACCUAUUACGCACUGAAUGUUCUCUCAAUGAAUGUUACAAUUUUUUCUUUACUUUUUUGGGGGAGUGUAUUCUAUUUUUGACCUUUUAUUGUCAUUUAUUUUAUUCAAAUUGUGACCUUAUUUGUGUAAGCACUGAUAAAUGAAACGUUCAUGCUCUAUGUUUAUUAUAUCUAUUAACAUAUGAUAUGUGGAAACUAAAAUGUUUAAAAAAAAUAAAAUGAAGAGAUGCAAACA